AUGGGGGAUCGAUCUCAGUCAUCUGAACGCCCGGCAUUACCAGACCCAGCGACACCGAAGCCUUCGUUACCACCCGGUAUGGUGCUUGGUCCGGACGGAAAACCUUGCAAAAUAUGUACGGCGUUUCGUAAUUGGAGGCCCGCCGCUUCGGCCACUACCAAAAAUGCAACCCUGCCCCCACACUGUCCGCCGGAUGUCGAAGCCCUUGGACGUGCCACGUGGUCAUUUUUGCAUGCGACUGCAGCAUAUUACCCAGUACGGCCCACUACCCACCAGCGUGCAAAUAUGCUAAAUCUCAUUCACGCGCUACCCGCCCUGUAUCCAUGCACACACUGCGCCGCGGACUUUGGCGACAAAAUGAAGGAGCAUCCCCCAGACGUGAGCAGUCGGGAGAGGUUGAGCAAGUGGUUUUGUGAGCGUCAUAAUGAGGUGAACGAGAAGCUGGGCAAGGAAAUGUUUGAUUGCGCAAAGGUUGAUGAGAGAUGGAAGGAUGGUCCACCCGACGGCAGCUGUGACUAG
Molecule: messenger RNA, 519 nt
Organism: Suillus subaureus
Lineage: Eukaryota; Fungi; Basidiomycota; Agaricomycetes; Boletales; Suillaceae
Product: ERV/ALR sulfhydryl oxidase domain-containing protein
Exons: 2
Coding region: 1-519 (172 amino acids)
Cellular component (GO): mitochondrion
Molecular function (GO): flavin-dependent sulfhydryl oxidase activity; flavin adenine dinucleotide binding
Source: RefSeq, a predicted model, not a curated record